Messenger RNA from Aspergillus heteromorphus CBS 117.55, 913 nucleotides. Its product is annotated as GNAT family N-acetyltransferase. Gene Ontology annotation, molecular function: acyltransferase activity, transferring groups other than amino-acyl groups. The record is from RefSeq and is a predicted model, not a curated record. Lineage: Eukaryota; Fungi; Ascomycota; Eurotiomycetes; Eurotiales; Aspergillaceae. The coding region runs from base 57 to 770 and encodes 237 amino acids. The transcript has 2 exons.
CUCUGUCGCAGACUGCCCCAGGCCCUGGGCUUUCUAGUAUCCCUUAGAUACCUCACAUGGCUCCCUAUGCAAUCUCCCAAUGCAGCGUCGCCGAUGGCGCCGCCCUAGCCGCCAAUAACAUCCCCGCUUUCUGGGCUGACCCGAACUGGGUCCUGGCCUGGCGCCAUCGGACUCUCGAGUACCAUAUCUCACAGGUGGCCCUACGCUUCCCGCGCAACAUGCUGAACGACCGGGAGACCUUGCGACAUCAGAAAGCAGUGGAUCUAGAGACAGGUCGCAUAGUCGGCUACGCCCGAUGGAGCCUGCCACCGUCUCAUGAGAUAAACCCAGAUGAUGGCACGCCGACAUGGCCUGAGGCCCAGGUCCCAGCGGUCGAGCCUGAGAAGGAGGCAGAGAUCCGACGGCUUGCCGAGACUGCUAUCUGGGAUCCCAACGAAGAUGCCGACGUGCUCUCGGAAGGCGUCAACGCGCUCAAGAAGGAAGUGACGCCAAAGACACCGCAUAUAAGUCUGAAAUAUCUUGCUGUGCAUCCUGAUAACCAGCGGAAAGGAGUCGGGAUGGCAUUGGUGAAGAGCGGGAUGGACCAGGCGGACAAGAUGGGGUUAGAUAUUUUCGUCCACGCUUUCAAAGAGGGAGCUGAACUGUAUAAACGAAUGGGGUUUCGGCUCCUAGCAGAGAUCGUUCAGGACGACUCUGCGUUUGGUGGCAGUGGGGAGUAUGGUGCAUAUUUCCUCAUCUAUGAGCCUGGAUCGAGGACGGAUUCUGCAUAAUUCCCGGUCUUCCGACUACCUAACACCAUCGAAUGUCAUUAUGCUAACUAGAGCACAGCAACGCCAUCUUGCUAUAUAUUCACUUAGUUAUCAUGCUUCCAAGCGACGGAAAGUACAUAGUACUGGUCGGGUUUCUGAGCCGG